AGUUCAGUUGCUGUGGUGUUUUGGUGGUGAGAAGUUACAACUUCUGCAAUAAAAGGCCAGUUUAAAAGCUUACUUCUGUACUAAUUUCUGACAUUUCUCAAAUGAUGUGAUGCAUGGAGAACAUUUAGAAGGAUGUGCAAAGAAACACAGCUGAAACCUAAAACAUCAUUUCACCUCGUGGUUCUUGUUCAGAAAUUACUGCAAACUCAAGAGGGAUUAAAGACAGGCUUUGUUUCAUGACUAGAUUAAAAUGUCAUGUUGCUCCAGAUUUUCCAGUUUGUUUGUGCUUACCGUGCCUUGACAAAGGCGCCUGAGCCCAUUCUGCGGUCGAAGCUGAACUUCCCAUGGUCUGGGGGAAAGGCCGUGUGAGUAUCUCUUUCUGCCACUUGAGGUUCAGGGGUUUAGUCUUUAUAUGACCAGAAAUAAAAGUGCACAGCAGGAGCAAAUGACAACUUCUGUCCUUGCAAGCUGGUUGUGUUUUCGUAGGACACCUGAGACGAGGUGUUUGGAGUGGUGUACCUGAACUACAUCUCCCAGCAGCCUGUGCUUGCUGGCUGGAGGAAGCAGUCCCGGUGUUUCCUCCUGGACUUUGGCAGAGAUUUUAAGCGUGAGAAGCGCCAGGCUCUUGCUGUUCCUGUUUCACACAGCCUGCGUCUCAUCAAACACCAGCAGCCUCCUCUCCCCCAGCAGAGCUCGAUGGCGGCGCAGGUGACGGUUCUGCCUUCCCUCACGUGUCUGUUCGACGACCCCGUGCAGAUCUGCGUGACAGGUCUUCUGCCGCAGCAGGAGGUCACCCUCAGAGCCUGCCUUGUGGACGAGGGUGGGGAGCUCUUCCAAGCCCACGCUCGCUACAGGGCUGGGAGCAGCGGGGAGCUCGACCUGACCUGCUCCCCAGCUCUGGGGGGCAGCUACUCCGGAGUGGAGCCUAUGGGGCUGCUGUGGUCUCUGCGCUCCAAAACGCCCUAUAAGCGGCUGGCAAAGAGGAACGUCCUGACCCCUUUCUGCGUGGACUUGGAGGUGUAUGAGGGCCACGGGGACAUGAGCCGGUUGCUGGGAAAAUGCACCCAUGAGCGAAGUUUUUUAGGAGAGGGAGUGAAGAGGAUUUCAGUCAGAGAAGGUCGGCUUAAAGCAACUCUCUUCCUCCCUCCUGGACCAGGACCAUUCCCCGGACUUAUCGAUUUGUAUGGAUCUGGAGGAGGUCUUGUUGAAUACAGAGCAAGUCUUCUUGCUAGCAGAGGCUUUGUGACUCUGGCUCUGGCUUACAUGGCCUUUGAAGAUCUACCUGCUAUGCCAGAGAUUCUCGAACUGGAUUAUUUUGAGGAGGCUGUACGCUUUUUACAGAAGCAGCAGCAGGUGAAGGAUACUGGGAUUGGCGUUUUGGGCUUGUCUAAAGGAGCUGACCUAGCCCUUUCCAUGGCCACGUUCCUACCUGGCAUCAAGGCAGCUGUCAGCAUAUCUGGAAGUGGUUUUAAUUCUUUCAUUCCCCUGCGGGGGGAUGGCUUCACUAUUCCUCCCCACCCAUAUGAUCUGGGGAGGAUGAAGACCAGUAAGGAGUCCGACCUAGUAGAUUUUUCAGAAAUCCUAGAUGAUCACAGGGACCCCGCAACGUGGCAUUGUCGCAUUCCCAUGGAGAGGUCCUUGGCCAAGUUCCUCUUCUUGUCAGGGCUGGAUGACAUGAACUGGAAAAGUGACCUGUAUUGCCAGGAUGCUGUUCAGCGCCUUCGGCACUGUGGACGGAAGGUGGAGUUUUGCUCCUAUUCUGGAGCAGGGCACCUCCUGGAGCCACCAUACCUGCCUCUGUGCCAGGCUUCCAUCCACAAAGUGCUUGGUUUGUUUGUGCAGUGGGGAGGACAAUGGAGGGAGCAUGCCAAAGCCCAAGAAGAUGCGUGGCACAGGAUACAGGCCUUUUUCCGGCAACACUUGAUGGACUCGGGUAUUCCUAAGAGCAAUCUGUAGUAGAAGUGUCGCUGUCAGUGGUGUCAGCUAUGGUGGCAGGGUUAGUAUUUAAUUUCUCACUGUAUUAGGGCCGGAAUCCUGGAAAACUAUUCAAAGCUUCCUAGCCUACCUCUCUCUAAACACCAUUGUUGCAUAAUUGUGUAUUUUCAUUUCUCAAAUAAUUUCCUGUUUUUGAGUUGAAUUUUAAGUGUCAUCUGUCCCCAGCUACACUGUAGACUGGCGCCAUCUGAUCUGUCUGUGCUGGAGCCAUCAGUGAGAGCCCACCAUCCUGUCAUGCAGACUGUGUUUGUGCCCAGCUGUCUUUGCUUUCAGUCUCCAACCCUUUCCCUUGGUAGCAGGAAAUACUCUCAAAGGAGGAGUCCUUCAUUGAAUUGUUCAGUAUUACACCUUUAAUUACCUUAAAUAUAAACAGUGGUUUCUCAGGGCAAUACAUCAGUACAUGUAUUCACCUUUCCUCUUGGUAUGUCAUUUUCUCACAUUCCCUAGUAAAAAGUAUGCUACAAUUCUGAUAUGAACUGAAUAAAGAGGCACUCUUCUGACUUAUUCUGAAGUGCAGUGACAACGUUUUUUUCUGGUACUUCAAAAGCCAGAAGAAAUUAAUCUUACCCUGGUUGCACUGGUUGUAUCUCCUGCUGACUCCAGAUACCUUACAUGUCAGAUGGAAGUUUGCACUGUGCUACUCAAUAAAUACAAUGUGUACGUGUGUAUGCACACUUUACUUGAAAUCAUCUGAAUGAAGUCUUUGAAGACUGUCUUUAUGCCUGUAAAUACACAGGCAGCAAUCCUGGUGCAGUCACAAGCUAUCCCUUCACCUGGCUGAAGAGUUUCUGUACAGGAGUCCUUACCUCUUGUCAGGAACAAGAAUGGGGGAGUUUGCAGAAGGGUUCUGCACAGUGCUCAAGAUGGGGGUGUUGCAGAUGCAUUAAGUACCCGCUUUUGAAUGUUGAAGCUUAGUUUAUCCCUGUUUUGGGGAGGAAGAACAAUACCAUGGCUGCUGCUGAGUUCCCAGGAGCCCUGUGGAGCAGACUGUCCUCCCUGUCUUGCUGCUACAGCAGAGAGCUGUGGGCUCACUGGCAGCUCGGAAAUGCCACACUGAAGAGAGGACUGACGCUGCCUCCUGGGGAAGUGUGUAUUAACCUGCCCUCUGCUGAGGUACAGACCUGUUGAGGACAGCUGGGAUGUACCUCUCGCAAUUGCAGGGUACUGGCAGACAGCAGCUUGCUGACAUUUUCCAGAGAUCAAAUGGUACCAACUGAGCAAAUUUUGCCUCCUGGAGCAGUCGAGGCUCCCAUUCUGACCACAGAAGGAGGUGGGGGUCCAUCAGGAUUUCUGUUACUACCUCUUCAUUUCUCUUUGUGCUGUGUGCCUUGUGUCCUGCACAAAUUGUGGUGGUUGUAAAUGUUUAGUGAGUGGCUAGGACCUGACAGAAGAGCAGUGUGUAGCACCAAGGGAAGUCAAACACAUUUGAGCAGUUCAAUUUGGAUAAGGGACAUUUUCUUUUCCCUCAUUUGUCUGUUUUAUUAAAGCUGUCAGAAAAGCCUGGGUUUUCCAUCCAGAUUUGUCUCCGACUCAGGCCACUGUACUGUGAGAGUCUCUGGAAGAUGAAUAAUUUUGUUCUGUUUUUACUGAACACAGCGAGGCUUAUGCAGUACAGUGAGUUUUGUGGGACAACAUAUUAUUUUAAUCCCUUCUGAGAUGAAGACGAACUUUCUCAGCCUUCAACAUGCAGUUUACAGACCUGUGUUUUGAAUUAGAAUAUUGUGAGCUUCUGAGAAAAUAGAUUUCCUUUAACUAGAGGAAACUGCAGUUAAAAGGAAAAAUACUUUGGGCCAGCAAAGGAACAAUGGGUCAGCGAUGCUUUCUUAUGGUCUGUUACGUUGCUGGUUUCAGCAGUCACGUUCAAAGAAAUCAUUGCUGCAACAAGAGGAGGGAGGGAGCUGCAGGGUGACCCCAUCGAUGACAGCACUACAUAAAACCUCUUUGUUGGUCUGAAAUUAAAGCUUUGCUAUCCAGUUGAAGCCCAUUUAUUUACCACUUGGAUGGCAGCUGGCAAGAAAGGUCGAAAAGGCUGAUGAAGAAGCAAGGAAGACUGAAAAAGCUGAUUUAGCUGAGCAGCUCUGUGCCAUAUACAAACAAGAAAAUAGGUCAGCCAACGCAGUUGCACAGGGUAUUCAUUUUAAAUCAGCUGGCCUUUUUAGAAACUCGUUUUUGAAAGUUAUCUUCAGGAAAUAGAAGCUGGAAGGAGACUAACAUCAAGUAAUUGGAAAUGGCCUAAUUUCAAUACAAUGCUUCUGCUUGUUCUUGAGCAUGUUCUGCAGUGACAGAGCUUUGAAUUGUUAACAUUUCUUCUGCUGAAGGGGUGAGUUAGACGAGUGGGGCUAAGAUGACAUUUUUCCAAGGUUUUCUAAGGUAGUGGCAAAGAUUGUACUAAUCAUAGCCUGUAGAGUCAGGCAGCUUUGCAUAGUUCCUGCAGGGUUACAGAGGACAGACAACAUUAUUCAAGAGCAAUGUGAAAGUUACAAUUUAAUUAAAGUUAAUAGAUCUUCAGCUGCAAAAGAGAGACCAUGCCAAGCACAACUGAUAAAAGUAAUAAAAAGGGGAUGGGGAAAGCUUUUGUUGUAGUCUGCUUGUAAUUGAAAAGUGCUUCAGAUGAAAUAGCAGAUCAAAAAACUAGCCUGAACCAAAAAAUCUUGACUUGAUGCUUGUAUCAGUCCUUUUGUUUAGCACUGCAUAUCUUAAUGAGAAGAGCUUGUGACAUGGCUCCUCAGAAACUGGGAAGCAAUAUCUUCUCACAUGUAAGCUGAUACAGGAGAGAUGAAAUAUCUUUGUGAAGGUACCUAUACAUCGAGUCCUACGUCUCUGCAGUAAUGGCUAUUUGAGACUUCAGCAGAAUUUUACCAGGAACUGCGCUGAACAAGGAGAUUUCAGUGCAAAUGUGCUCCUGUAACAGCAGGAGCUUCUGACCUAGGAGAAGCAGCGUCUCUGGAUGGCUUCUGCAAGCAAGCUUGUUUCAUGGCCUCAGGGCAGAAGGUUUGAAGUGAAAGUUGAGAAUAUGUGAGGUGUAAUUAGAAGUGCUCUUUCCCCAUUCUCUGUUUCUGUCCCGUGUGUUUGGCAGCCUAAAGACGAUCGGGGACUUUUUUUUUUUUUUUAUUCAAAGCUUACCCAGUUCUCUAAUACAUUACCAGAUCAUGUGUUAUCAAGCUCUAGGAUAGGACCACCAUUUGAUGAC
Messenger RNA from Cygnus olor (mute swan), 5185 nucleotides. RefSeq names its product acyl-coenzyme A thioesterase 1-like. The coding region runs from base 697 to 1956 and encodes 419 amino acids. Gene Ontology annotation, molecular function: fatty acyl-CoA hydrolase activity. Gene Ontology annotation, biological process: fatty acid metabolic process; acyl-CoA metabolic process. The record is from RefSeq and is a predicted model, not a curated record. Lineage: Eukaryota; Metazoa; Chordata; Aves; Anseriformes; Anatidae. The transcript is spliced from 4 exons.